UAUUUCUUUUUUCCAUAAAGAAAAUGAUCAAAGUCUUAUGAUUUUUCUAUAAUUAUUUCUUGUGACACAAAUAAAUUGACACCACCCGGCUAAGUUCACUCCCUCUCAUCCCUUAUACCCUAAAGUUCCUUUUCCCAUUUUCUGAAUAUCCAGCAACUUACUCCAAAAAUGGCUCCGAUCGCCGUUGGUGACGUCAUCCCCGAUGGUACCGUGUCUUACUUCGACGAGCAAGAUCAGCUUCAGAGCGUGUCCGUACACUCACUUGCUAAGGGCAAAAAGGUAAUUAUGUUCGCCGUUCCUGGAGCUUUCACUCCGACAUGCAGCACGAAGCAUGUCCCUGGGUUCAUUGAAAAGGCUGACUUGCUGAAAUCAAAGGGCGUUGAAGAAAUCCUCUGUGUUAGCGUCAAUGAUCCUUUUGUCAUGAAGGCAUGGGCGAAAACCUUCCCUGAGAACAAACAUGUGAAGUUCCUUGCUGAUGGAGCUGGAAAAUAUACACAUGCUCUUGGUCUGGAGCUGGAUCUGUCGGAAAAGGGACUUGGUGUUCGAUCCAGAAGAUAUGCCCUUUUGGUUGAUGACCUUAAGGUGAAAGUAGCUAAUGUUGAAUCUGGAGGGGAGUUUACCGUCUCUGGUGCUGAUGAAAUACUCAAGGCUCUUUAAGUUUAUUAGUGCUAAGUGGAGUGUUUUGAAUUGAGCUGAGCUUCUGAAAUUUAUAUACCAAUAAUGUUUUCUUGAUAUAUGUCAUGUACUAGCUCGCUUCUGUUGCAUCGUAGAAUGCUUUGUGGAAUUUUCUCUUUGACUUUCAA
This is a messenger RNA of Capsicum annuum, 803 nucleotides long. RefSeq names its product peroxiredoxin-2B. The record is from RefSeq and is a predicted model, not a curated record. Gene Ontology annotation, molecular function: thioredoxin peroxidase activity. The transcript has a single exon. Gene Ontology annotation, cellular component: cytoplasm. Gene Ontology annotation, biological process: hydrogen peroxide catabolic process; cell redox homeostasis; cellular response to oxidative stress. NCBI's taxonomy places the organism in Eukaryota, Viridiplantae, Streptophyta, Magnoliopsida, Solanales, Solanaceae. Bases 169 to 657 code for a protein of 162 amino acids.